CCUGCGGCUCCCGGGCCGGUAGCGCCGCUCUUGGUCGCGUUUACUGGCUGUGUGUAACCGCGGGUCACGGGCGCUCUCCUUCCGCCACAGCUCAGCCCAGCGCCGCCGAGGCCGUCGGCCCCGAGCCUCCGCCAUGGACUUCGAGGACGAUUACACUCACUCUGCUUGCAGAAAUACUUAUCAGAGCUUUAAUGGAAUGGAUCGUGAUUAUGGCCCCGGAUCUUAUGGAGGGAUGGAUCGUGACUAUGGCCAUGGAUCCUGUGGGGGUCAAAGAUCCAUGGACUCCUACCUAAACCAGUCAUAUGGCAUGGACAGUCACAGUGGUGGUGGUGGGGGUAGCAGGUAA
Lagenorhynchus albirostris (white-beaked dolphin) is the source of this 346-nucleotide messenger RNA. RefSeq names its product DBIRD complex subunit ZNF326-like. The transcript has 4 exons. NCBI's taxonomy places the organism in Eukaryota, Metazoa, Chordata, Mammalia, Artiodactyla, Delphinidae. Bases 134 to 346 code for a protein of 70 amino acids. The record is from RefSeq and is a predicted model, not a curated record.